Molecule: messenger RNA, 318 nt
Organism: Zygosaccharomyces rouxii
Lineage: Eukaryota; Fungi; Ascomycota; Saccharomycetes; Saccharomycetales; Saccharomycetaceae
Product: 40S ribosomal protein eS10
Exons: 2
Coding region: 1-318 (105 amino acids)
Cellular component (GO): cytosolic small ribosomal subunit
Molecular function (GO): RNA binding; structural constituent of ribosome
Source: RefSeq, a predicted model, not a curated record
AUGUUGAUUCCAAAGGAAGACAGAAGUAAGAUCCACAAGUACUUGUUUCAAGAGGGUGUCGUCGUCGCCAAGAAGGACUUCAACCAACCAAAACACGAUGAAAUUGACACCAAAAACUUGUACGUUAUCAAGGCUUUGCAAUCCUUGACCUCUAAGGGUUACGUCAGAACUCAAUUCUCUUGGCAAUACUACUACUACACUUUGACUGAGGCUGGUGUUGAGUAUUUGAGAGAGUACUUGCACUUGCCAGAACACAUUGUUCCUGGCACCUACAUGCAUGACAGAUCUCAAACUCAGAGACCUCAAAGAAGAUACUAA